AUGGUAAUGAAGGGAUCUGUCACACUAAACAGAUGGGAGAGGCUAAAAGACACAAGGAACGAGGGAGGGGAGAGUGUGUGUCUGUGUGUGGGGGUGUGGAGAAGACAGCCAGUUACUCUGUCGUACCGGCUGGAGAACUCCGUCAUUUUCAGGUGUUCAGAAAUCCGAGGCAGAGAGAGAAUUAUUUGUGACCACUUCCUUGGACACAAGCAGCUUUUCCAGUUAUAUAAGACAGGAAAUUCACCUUCCAUUUCUGAGGCAGUGACCUCAGAUCUACCAGCUCCUGAAGAAGUGCUUACUUUCAAACCUUCUGCUCCUCCCUCUGAAUCGACCAAUGUGGAACUCAGCAGCACUGGCAGAACCAAGAGCCUUCCAGAAACCAGUUGCUGCUCCACUCUGGAUCUUCAACAUCCAAUCCCUCCUCCUCCACCUCCUCUUCUUCUUUCUGCAGACAUUCCUGACCUUCCACUUCCAUCACCUCCUAUCCUUCCUCCCCCUCCGCUUUCAACCAAAUCUGCUUCUACCUCCAGUCCUCCUCCUCCUCCUCCCCCAAUGCCUCCCCUCAGAGACAGCCCCCAACGUCCCACCACCCUCAAUAUAAAGACGCUGCCACGGUCCACUGCCAGGGAGAAUGGUGGACCUCCACAUCGGGUUGAUGAAGAUGAGGACGAGAAGAAGAUGCUGGAAGAGGAUCUGAAAAAAUGUAUUGAAGACUUCAAAAAGAUCCGCUUGCCCGCAGCGUUUCCUGACCGCAAGAGGCACUGGCAGAACGACCUGCUAAAGAAGUACAAUGCAUAA
Messenger RNA from Cyprinodon variegatus (sheepshead minnow), 798 nucleotides. Its product is annotated as WASH complex subunit CCDC53 homolog. The record is from RefSeq and is a predicted model, not a curated record. Lineage: Eukaryota; Metazoa; Chordata; Actinopteri; Cyprinodontiformes; Cyprinodontidae. Bases 1 to 798 code for a protein of 265 amino acids. The transcript has 3 exons.